GCCACCCCGUCGUAGAGCGAAGCCGCGUGCGAGUGAAAGGGCGGGUGCGGAGGCGCCCGGGUGUAAGGGGCCCCUGGCGGUAUGACCCAGUCGGUGGUGGUGCAGGUCGGUCAGUGCGGAAACCAGAUCGGCUGCUGCUUCUGGGACCUAGCGCUGCGGGAGCACGCCACGGUGAACCAGAAAGGAAUUUAUGAUGAGGCGAUCAGCAGCUUCUUUAGGAAUGUAGAUACCAGGGUAGUUGGUGAUGGUAGCAGUAUUUCCAAGGGGAUAAUUCGUUCUUUAAAAGCACGAGCUGUCUUGGUUGACAUGGAAGAAGGGGUAGUAAAUGAAAUUCUCCAGGGACCUCUCAGAGAUGUAUUUGAUAGCAAGCAGCUCAUCACUGAUAUUUCUGGCUCAGGAAAUAAUUGGGCUAUGGGUCACAAAGUUUUUGGCAGUCUUUACCGAGAACAGAUUUUAGAGAAACUCAGGAAGUCUGCAGAGCACUGUGAUUGCUUGCAGUGUUUCUUUAUAAUACACUCCAUGGGAGGAGGAACAGGGUCUGGAUUUGGCACAUUUCUUUUAAAGGUGCUCGAAGAUGAAUUCCCAGAAGUAUACAGAUUUGUGACUGCAGUCUAUCCUUCCAGUGAGGAUGAUGUCAUAACUUCCCCAUAUAAUAGCCUCUUGGCAAUGAAGGAACUUAAUGAGCAUGCAGACUGUGUGUUGCCCGUCGACAAUCAAUCUUUAUUUGACAUCAUAAGCAAAAUUGACCUUGUGGUGAGUUCUGGAAAGUUGGGUCCCCUUGUGAAGCCAGACAGUCUGGUUACUUCAGGUGCUAGAGCUUUUAAGAAACAGCACAAGAAACCCUUCGAUGCAAUGAACAACAUUGUGGCAAAUUUGCUGCUCCAUCUGACAAGCUCUGCGCGGUUUGAAGGGUCCCUUAAUAUGGACCUAAAUGAAAUCAGUAUGAAUUUAGUCCCAUUUCCUCAACUUCAUUAUCUUGUGUCAAGCCUAAUGCCUCUGUAUACACUGGCAGAUGUUAAUAUCCCUCCUCGCAGGUUGGAUCAGAUGUUUUCAGAUGCCUUUAGUAAAGACCACCAGCUAAUUCAAGCAGACCCAAAACACAGUCUCUAUCUUGCCUGUGCUCUUAUGGUUCGAGGAAAUGUACAGAUUUCAGAUCUUCGCAGAAAUAUUGAAAGAUUAAAGCCUUCUCUACAGUUUGUGUCCUGGAAUCAAGAAGGCUGGAAGACCAGCCUGUGUUCAGUACCUCCAGUGGGACACUCCCAUUCGUUAUUAGCUUUAGCAAAUAACACAUGUGUGAAGCCUACCUUCAUUGAGCUGAGAGAGAGGUUCAUGAGACUCUACAAGAAAAAGGCUCACCUCCACCACUAUCUACAAGUCGAAGGGAUGGAGGAAAGCUGUUUCACAGAAGCUGUGUCGUCGUUGUCAGCACUUAUCGAGGAGUACGACCAGCUAGAUGCCACAAAGAGCGUGCCUGUGGAGAGUGUACCGAGGCUGAGCGUAGCUGUGAAAUAACUAAUAUUUAGGAUUGGCCAAUGAAAACUAAUAUGGAGCUCAGAAAAUAUGUCUCCGGGUUCUCUGCAGUCUCUGUGACACACACAAGAUGUAAUCCAGAGCAUCUUCCACUUAAAUGACGCUUCAUUGGGGCACUCAAAUUGAAUGGCAAUCAUUUUAGACUUAUUGGGGAUGCAGCAUCUCUUAUCUGUGCAUAUUCCACAGAAAAUGGUUUUGGUAAGCCCACAAGCUAACCCUGGCCAAAAGGAGUAAAGACCAUCAUCAGAGAGCUUUGAGAAGGAGGAAGACGCAAAAGCAGAAGAUUCUAAUACUGCCAACAAAAAGAAAACCACAUUUAAAAUACCACUUAAACUAUGAGUUCAUUGCAACAGUAGGAUCUUGCAAUUGUACACUGAACUGAGGAAGAAGAAGCAGAAUCACGAAGAUAGCUGGAAGGUAGGCAGCAGUUUGAAGACUACAAUGAAGGAAGCAGAUUAGAAACCUGGCAUACAUUCAAAAUAAAGUCCUAAAGAAUCACUAGAUCAUCUCUGCAAUCACAAGGUAACACCAUAGAAAUCCAUGGAUGAAGAGAAGUGUAGUCUGAUAGUAGACUGAGAAGAGAGACACAUUAGAUACAGAAAAAAAAUGAAACCUGACUUCUCAUCAAAAGAAGGAGGAAGAAUGGGCAGAGAAGAUGCCCAGAUAGAAUGCUAAAAGCAAAAAAAAAAAUACAUCAACUUAGAAUUCCAUAUCCAGUGAAACUAUGUUUCAGAAAUAUGGAUAAAAGCCAUGUCCAGAUACAAACUAAGAAAAAUUUACUAAGGAAGUUACAAUAGUAACUCA
Molecule: messenger RNA, 2334 nt
Organism: Fukomys damarensis (Damara mole-rat)
Lineage: Eukaryota; Metazoa; Chordata; Mammalia; Rodentia; Bathyergidae
Gene: Tube1
Product: tubulin epsilon 1
Exons: 17
Coding region: 82-1512 (476 amino acids)
Biological process (GO): microtubule cytoskeleton organization; mitotic cell cycle
Cellular component (GO): cytoplasm; microtubule
Molecular function (GO): structural constituent of cytoskeleton; GTP binding
Source: RefSeq, a predicted model, not a curated record